This is a messenger RNA of Pezoporus occidentalis (night parrot), 636 nucleotides long. RefSeq names its product lens intrinsic membrane protein 2 (gene LIM2). Lineage: Eukaryota; Metazoa; Chordata; Aves; Psittaciformes; Psittacidae. The transcript has 4 exons. Gene Ontology annotation, cellular component: plasma membrane. The record is from RefSeq and is a predicted model, not a curated record. Bases 56 to 568 code for a protein of 170 amino acids.
CCCCAGAUCCCCCCCUUCCCCUGGCAAUGUCCCCCCCGUGUCCCCACACAGGGCGAUGCCGGCGGGGGGGGGGCUGCUCUGUGGGGCCAGCGGCCUGGGGCUGCUCCUGGUGGCCACGGCCACCGGCUCCUGGCUGCAGCGCCGGGUGCCCGGUGGCAGCGCCAGCAUCGGGCUGUGGCGCAUCUGCGGCGGGGGACACUGCGGCCCCCACCCUGGCACCCCCGCUCUAUGGGAGGCCACGCGGGUGCUGAUGCUGCUCUCGGUGCUCAUGGCCACUGCCGGCCUCGCCAUGGGGCUCUGCGCUGCGGCCGCCAGGGCCUGGCGGGUGCGUGUCCGUGCGGCCGGUGCCACCCUGCUCCUGGCUGGGCUCCUGGCGCUGCUGGGGCUGGGGCUGUACACGGCCGGCACCCCGAGGCUGCUGGGGCCGGCCCGCACUGCCUGGCGCUUCUCCUGGUCCUACAUCCUGGGCUGGGUGGCUGCUGCCCUCAUCAGCUCCGCAGGGCUUUUCCACCUCUGUUCUGCCCACAAGGACUCGUCUCCAGAGAGCUCCGAAGAGGUGGGUGCCUGAGGGGCACCAAGCACCCCGGGGGCCCCCGCUCCCACCCUUGUCCCCCCCUGAUCCCCACGGGAGCCCGG